AUGCUCAAGUUUCUCAAUGAGAUGGGUGCACUCAAUCUAAGGUUUUGUUCCAUUGUACUUAAGCAUUGUGUCACGAAUGACCGUGUUGAGAGUGUUCGAUACCUCCUUGAGGUGACCAAGGAAUUAGACCACACACAAAAAGGUGGUUUCGAUAGAGCAGUCCAAGCAAGCAUCAUUAGAAGCGCGACUCUCGGAUAUCUUGACAUCCUCCAGUCGCUUCUAAGAGUGGUUCCAUGCGAUCAUCGAUAUUCUUAUACAAGGAAGAAUCUGAGCCGGGAAGCGGCGGAGAAUGGUCACCUCCAUAUCAUUGAGCAUCUCCACAAGAACAACAUUGGCGAUGGCACAUUGACAUCAGAUGAGGAGUCCAUCGUCAUUAAGUUGAUGAACAAUCAUUAUGUCAAGGAUGAACGAAUCGAUCUUGUGGAGGCCUCUCAUUUCCUGUACCAGACCCCUUUGGAGGAACUUGAAGCUGCACUGAAGAGAGAUGACCAGAGUGCGGCAAGGGACAUCCUCAUCAGCCAAUGGGACAGUGGAUUGUCGUCAACGGUAUGGAGCAGUCUAUCCAAGUUGAUGAUUGCCUUUCUCUCAAUUCACAGAUCCAAUCACUCUCAUAAUAUAUCACUCGAUUGUUUGUACCAAUUGGUUAAACAUAUUAAAGAUGGCGAGUUAUCACUGGAGCAUGGAUUGGAAUACCUUCGCAUGGCAACGUUUGUCGAGCCUGACGAAUCAGGAGAUGGAGAGUUCCUCCUCAAACGAUCAUCGCUGAAUUGGGCAGCAAGUAUCUCACUAGAAUUGCUUCAAUGCAUUCAAGGAAUGACAUCCCUUGAGUAUGAUAACCGUUGCCUUGAUUCAGCAAUCGAGCACAAUCGUCUCGAUGUGAUAUUAUAUCUUCUUGCCAACAACUGGAUUGACUGUGUUAUUCAGAAUUGGUCACCCAAGAUACUCUUUGCCAAGGGGUCAGUCGAUGCCAUCAAGAUCAUUCAAAAACAUGUCACGGUGAGCAACCCUCAACUAUGUGUGAACACGAUCCAGAACACAUUGGAAGUGUUCAAACAUGUGAUGGAGCAUGUCAAUCCAUUAUCAUCUUUGUCUUCUCAACAACUUCGUUCAAUUGUCAACUCAGCAGUGGUCCAAGACAAAGUUGACCAUCUCAAACAUCUCGUUGAUAUCACUCACUCACCAAUGCCAACACCUUCACUGGAUACAUUGAUCGAAGCCACCAAGAAGAAUGCCGUCUCAACAUUGGAGUAUAUCCUUGUCAAGACCAACCAAUCUCCAUUCAAUCGCUUGUCAGAGAUAGACCAACUUCGAGUUCUCCGAUCGAUAUUGGACUCUGCUUAUGACUCUGGCCACACUCGAAUCAUCGCCAUUUGCAUCAAUCUCAUCAGAGGUAUACCUGACACCAAAAUGAAGAGGAAAUAUUCGGAUAUGGAGAUGGAUGAUGCUCCAGCAACACUCACUCAAUCAGUUGUACACUCAGUGCUUGGAAACAACAAAUUGAACUCGAUGAUCAUGGAACAUGUUGGAUGGAUCCAUCGGAGUUGUUUGGGCAUUGACGACAACUUGAUCAUCAAAGGUGAACAACUGUUUGGCAACAACUCAUUGUUGGACUUUAUCAAGUAUGGUGCCACUGAAUACUUCAUCAAAUCAUUCAAAUCAAUCAAUCUCAAACACUCAUAUCCACCCAAUAAUAAGUUGAUCAGUGCCACCAUUGCUCACUUUACUCCUCUUCAUAUCCCCAUACUCGAUGUACUCCUCAGAUAUCCAUCAAUGUUGUUGUUGCCAGACACGAUCUUUUCUCCAACCGACAGCAAAUCUCCGAAUGCUCACCCUUCUCCAUGUUAUAACCUCCCUGCGCAUCAAUCAAAUUCAUCACAGUUGUUGACAGACACAACAAUCAAAUGGAGCCAAUUAAUCAAUCAACUGUCUGACUGCACCACUCACAACUGGUCUCGAAUCCUCGAUGAUGUCAUGCAGUUGGUGAUGGUCAACUCCAACUCUCCACCAAUGACACUUAUAGAAAAUGACCUGUUCUUGAUCAAGCAUCCAUUGUUCCUCAGAAAGUUGCUCUCAUUUGGUGUGACAUUCACUGUGGCACGGAAAAACGUAUAUCCACCAACACCUCCUCCCAACUCGGAAGUGUUGACCAAGUGGCUACGGAAUCCACCCGAGUCAAUACUUGAGAUGAUUCAAUUGUUUGGUCAACCAUUCUCCCAGGAGACAGCCAACCAUGUUCUUGCCCAUUCAGUUAGGAUGAACAUCCAACCAGUUUCCCAAUACCUGAUUGGAACUUAUCAACUCCUCAAUGACCACUGGCUCCCAGCAUUUUGUGCCAAGCAUGGCUACUUUGAGCUGUAUAACAUCCUGCCUCAGUCCACAGACAAUGCCAAGAUGAUGUUUGAUACAAUAAUGCAAAGUGAUAAAUGUUUGAUGCCAUUGGACAUCCUCAAAAAGAUCGACUUUCAACUUCUGGGCAAUGUUGGUACAUUAAAUUCAAACCUCAGAUUCCUCAUGCCAAGUGCCCUGAUGGUUUGUCGAAACAGGGUCGAUCUCCUCCUCUCUCUGCCACACAUCCAAGGCAACCCCAACAACAAUUUGGUGCACAUCAAAAACAUCCAUCCCAAAUUGAUCUCUGUUGACUUGUUGGAGCGACUGCUUGCAGAUAAACGCUACCAAUGUGACUUUGAUUAUGUGAUGAGCAGUGCCAUUGAGGCGGGCGAUCGACAAGUGAUAGCGAUGUUGGAGGCCAACACUGACAAUCGAUUCAAGACCAACUACAAUUCGGCAUUCAAUGCUGCUGCCACUUUUGGUGAUGUGGACACAAUCAAGAUGAUCUUGGACAAGCGCCAUCUAACCACAGGUCAUAAAUCCACGUUAGGCUAUCAAAUUGGUAUGAAGACCCUCCAUCCGGAUGUAGCCACGCAGGUAUUGGAUCAUUACAAGUCAGAUGGAAGUAUAAUCGACUUUGGACAAUUGAAGAGUUUGUUUGUGGAGUGCUUCAAUCGAGGCGACAUUGAGGCCAUCGAGCAUCUCUUAAAACAGAGCAUCGAUUGCAAUGUAAAAGACCAAUCCUUCAAUAGCAAGCUUGGAAUUCUUCUUUUUUUGUUCAGCCACAUGAUGACACCGAUCACCAACUGUAAAGUGUUGGCACACUUCAUUGACAAAGGAUAUCUUGACAUGGCCACCAACAAACAACACUACCUCACACGAGUGAUUGAACAUGCAUGUGAGAAUGGACAUGUUGACAUCAUCAGACUCGUCCACAGCCGAUGUGCCAUGCCUGACCAAUCAAUAUCAUUCAUUCCAAACACUCAAUGCAUUGCCCGUGUAGUUGAGCGCAAUCAACUCUCAGUGAUCCAAUACCUUUUUGGUGAUGAUCAGUCACCAAUCAAACGAUCACCAGACGCAACACUCGUGGUCCGAAUGGCCAAGUAUGCGCGCCACUCUGCCUUUGUCAAUGGCAACAUCAAUAUCAUCAACUUCUGCAACACAAUCAUCGUUUAA
This is a messenger RNA of Acytostelium subglobosum LB1, 3504 nucleotides long. RefSeq lists its product as hypothetical. Gene Ontology annotation, molecular function: protein binding. Lineage: Eukaryota; Evosea; Eumycetozoa; Acytosteliales; Acytosteliaceae. Bases 1 to 3504 code for a protein of 1167 amino acids. The record is from RefSeq and is a predicted model, not a curated record. The transcript has 2 exons.